AUGAGAGAUGCGAUUCUCGCCAAAGUGAAAUCUCUCGGCGCAAGGUGUACAAUACUGUACAAGAGACAUUUAACCCCGCAACAAAUAUACACCAUCGCUUACGAUAUCGGCGCAGGCAAUUCACAGACUAUGACUCGCGAUGAAUCUCGUGAAAUUACAAACUACAAUGAUUUCCGCAAUUUCGUGUUCUCUGACUCUCGGGUCAUCGAAUAUGAAAAUGAGGAGAAAGCACUUGCAGCGAAAGACACGCAGAAGGCUACAGUUCGCAAAUCUGUGAGCGCAGACGCCGAUAGCGAUGUUGAAAUGGUGACCGAUAACCCUAAGACUGUUGAAAUCGGAAAUAGUAAAGUAAUUGAACAUGCAGAGGGAAAAACACAAAUGGAUACCGACGAGAAAAAAGAUGGGGAAAAUGAAGAAAAUACCGAAGACAGUGAUGGCGAUGAGAAAGCGACUGAAAAGGAUCUCAAAAAAGAAGCUGAAGAAGAUUUGACAAUAAGUUCAUCUUCGGAUGCCAGUCAGAGUGACAGUACUAAAACCUCAAAGAAAACUAAACCUGCAGCUACAACUGCUUUGAAGAAACGCAAUGAAAGUAGUAGCAGUAGUAGCAGUAGCGAGAGCGAAGAAGUCGUGUAA
Lineus longissimus is the source of this 633-nucleotide messenger RNA. RefSeq lists its product as uncharacterized. Lineage: Eukaryota; Metazoa; Nemertea; Pilidiophora; Heteronemertea; Lineidae. The coding region runs from base 1 to 633 and encodes 210 amino acids. The transcript has a single exon. The record is from RefSeq and is a predicted model, not a curated record.